Molecule: messenger RNA, 1565 nt
Organism: Punica granatum (pomegranate)
Lineage: Eukaryota; Viridiplantae; Streptophyta; Magnoliopsida; Myrtales; Lythraceae
Source: RefSeq, a predicted model, not a curated record
AGAAACCCUAGUUCAGUCUUCACCUUCGACUUCGAGGCUUCGACUUCCAGCUCGGUGACUCAGUCAAUCUUCAUCUUCGAGCUCCUUCCCACCCCUUCGAGGCUUCGAUUUCCAGCUUGGUGACUCGCAAUCGGACGACCGGUGCUCCACCCACAAGGUCGUGAAGUCGCAGUGCAAGACCGCGGAGGUCGAGCCCGGGAAAUUCAUCAGGAAGUGCGAGAGGACGGAGGAGAUCUUCCAGAGCUGCAUCGGAAACUCUUGCAUAAUGAUGGGCAUAUCAGAAAGAUGUUGAUUCCAUUCGUUUGGAUGAAAAGUUUAGUUCUUUAGGUGCUGCGAGGCUAUCUGUGUAUCAGUUCUAUGAGCUCCAGCUAUCCGUGUAUCAGUUCCGAGUGGAGAUGCAGUGUGGCUGUGGGGAAUGUCUGUGGUGUGCGAGGUGUGGUUCGCGUUCUCGUGGAUCCUGGAUCAGGUCCCAGAGAUCUGCCCAGUUAAUCGAGCAACUGACCUUCAGGCCCUCCAUGACAAGUUUUACUGUAUAGCCUUGACUAUGUUUAUUCGAGACAUACUGGGUGGUACAUGAUAUUUAAUUUUGAGUACUCAGGAGGCAGUUCAGCUUCUUAAGGAUGGGAUUGACCUAAUAACGGAUUCAGAUAAAGCGCUCACAAACUUUACUGUCAUAUCCAUUGCAUGCCACGCUGACCAAGUAAUUCCAGAAGCUUAAGAUAAAUCCUCUCACUUAAGAUGCUGAGGCAUACCAGCCAAUGAAAAAAAGAUGUCCCAAGCCCUGCCCCCCCUCUAUUUUUUCUGGAUUGUGGAGCAUAUGGUCUUUUGCUUUCUUGACUGCCUCCUUUUUCUUGAUAGUCGCUCAAAUGGUCCAAUAGGAGGUGGUGGCUAUUGUAAGAGAAGACUUCGUAACACAAUGUUUAGACCCUCUUCAGUGUCUUGUUAGUUCUAACCAAUUUUACCUUUGUUAUAUCAAUUCUUUGUUGUCAUCAGCUUUGAAGGUAAAAGUAUGUUAGAAGACAAGUUUUCUGAGGUUUCAGCUAGCCUCUUAUCUGCAUACGACAGUGGUGAGCUACUCGGUGCACUUGAUGAAGGCCACUCUGGGUGGCAGAAGUGGGUGAAGGGCUUUAGCAAAUCGCUUAAACGCAAGGGAAAAUCGCUUUUCAUGCCUUUGCGGGUGUUGCUAAUGGGAAAGCUUCACGGUCCAGGCAUGGGGCCGAGCAUUCUUCUGCUCUAUAAAGCAGGAAAAUCCGGUGUAGCUGCUGCUGAAGUCGGGUUUAUUACCCUAGAUGAACGAUUCAACAUGCUGAGACAACUCGACUGGGACUCUUUAAACCAAGACCAGCCUCAGCCGGAGCCCGCUGCUUCCUUAUCGAGCUGAGAUUUUUAACAGUUUUGAUCGGCUACUCCUUAGCGAACCAUUUCCAUUCAUAGCGGUUUUAUUAUUUUGAUUGUGCAAUGAGUUCUGUUUGUUAAUCGAGUUUUAUCAGAUGUAAAUAACUUUUUCUUAUAUUUUUUUGGACACAUAUUAAUUAUUAUCUAAUAUAUAUUACCAUUUUUUUGUA